Messenger RNA from Schizosaccharomyces cryophilus OY26, 2247 nucleotides. Its product is annotated as carboxypeptidase. Gene Ontology annotation, molecular function: metallocarboxypeptidase activity; zinc ion binding. Bases 189 to 1664 code for a protein of 491 amino acids. Gene Ontology annotation, biological process: proteolysis. Lineage: Eukaryota; Fungi; Ascomycota; Schizosaccharomycetes; Schizosaccharomycetales; Schizosaccharomycetaceae. The record is from RefSeq and is a predicted model, not a curated record. The transcript is spliced from 2 exons.
AAUGUAAUAGCAUAAAAAAUAUGUGCGUUAGCAUACGUAAGAUAAUCAUGAACGAUGCAUAACCGUUUUUAGGGAUUUGAAUUAAUACGUUUACAAAAGUACCUGGGUAAUUUAUCAUUUCCUAAAGAUUUUGUGUUCUGUAUGCUUGUUUGAAUUAAGAAAUCUGAAUCAUUUAUUCGGCCAUAAGAAUGAGCAAGACGCUGAAGCUUUACGCAUAUACGUGCGCACCUUUAAUCUUCUUGUUCACUUUUUUAUAUAUUUACUUGAAUUUUGGUAAUAACCAAAGAUUAAUAAGUUCUUUAUGGGAGCUUAAAGGUUCAAAUUGGAAGAUCUCCAAUGAAAGCUCGUCAGGAACAUUGGCAAACUUGAUUCCUAAAUACGAAAAUGAACAGGUAAUUCGUUUAUACCAUGACGGCUUAGAUGAAAUGAAAGAGGUUCAAUCGUACGCCGAAAGCAGCAAAAUUGACAUCUGGGAGACAAAUCCCCGUUAUACAGAUGUUCGACUCCAUCGAGAAGUCGUGAAGGAAAUAAUUUUGAGAGUUCCUAAUUAUAGAGUUUUGAUAUCAAAUGUAUCUAUGGCUCUUACUAAUAGUCUCCCAAAGGAACAAGGAAUUAAGAACCUGCCUCCUUUAGAUUUCAAUACUCUCUCAGCUAUGAGCCAAGAAUCAAUAUCACAAUUAUACCUACAAUACACAGAGGAAUUUUAUAGAAAUUACCAAAAUAUUGAAGCUAUCAAUUCCUACCUUCGUCUACUAGCGUCCAUGUAUAGUGACUUAUGUGAACUGACUUCAUUAGGGACUACCGCUGAAGGGCGAUCUAUACUUGGUUUAAGAAUUCAUGGUCGAAAGUCAGAUGGGAAUGAAUUUUUUAAUGAAAAUAGGAACGAGGUUAUUAUUCUGCAGGGUAAUGCUCAUGCCCGUGAAUGGAUAUCUAUUCCAACAUUAUGUUACUCUGCGUGGAAAUUGUUAGCCCAGUACGAUUCAGAUAAUCGUGUGAGAAAAUUACUUGAUAAGUUUGAAUGGAUCAUCAUACCCGUGCUGAAUGUUGAUGGUUACGCUUAUACCUGGACAGAAGAUCGUUUUUGGAUGAAAAACAGACAAAAAAUAAGCAAUUCUAACUGCAAAGGAAUUAACAUAGAUUAUGAUUGGGGAUUUGGUUUCAGCGGAGAAGAAAAUCCUUGCAGUGAGUUGUUUGGCGGUUCUGCACCUUUUGAAGCUAAUGAAACAUUGGCCAUGUUUAACUUAAUAUCAAGCACAUUACCAAAGGAAAAUAAAACCACCUUUGGGUUUUUAGAUGUGCAUUCUUAUUCUCAAUCGAUUUUAUGGCCUUAUGCAUAUAGCUGUGAUUUACUCCCUGCAGAUGAUGAAAACUUUCAAGAGCUGGCAAUGGGUUUAGCGAAAGAACUUCAUCGGGUAAACGGUAGAUUCUAUUCUCAUCAGCAAGCCUGUGUACCUUUUGAUGGUAUUCAUAAGCAUUAUCAUCCUGGUGCUGCAAUUGAUUUUGCUUAUUUUGUUGCUGAAGUUCACUGGCCAUUUACGAUACGCCUUCGCGAUAUGGGUGAUUAUGGAUACUUGCUACCUGCCCAUGAGAUUGUACCUACGUCUCGAGAAUUUUAUGCCAUGCUUCUUUAUUAUGGUCAGUUCAUUGCAGAAGCUGCAUACUGAGAAGACGUGAUUUGACGCUAUCAAUUUUGGUUUUUAUAAUAUUGAGGAAUAAUGGAAUUUUCAAAUGUGUUCAUCUAAUUUCAAAGGUUAUUUAUUUUGUGCGCUUCCUAUCAUAAACUUGGUAUCCAAAGCAGGUAUUGGUGUGUAUUUGAUGCUAUUCUCAGCAAGAUUUUUUGACAAUAUGAAAAAUUAUAUUUUAGUGAAAAGUUCUUAAAGAGUUACUUUAUCCAUGAGAAAUCUCAGCGUCCUAUUUGUUCCUUAAAAAGGUAACUACAUAUAUAGAGAUAUUGGAAUGAAGUUGACUAGAGCCAAUUUUUAAAACAGUCAACCAACAGUUUUGGUAAAGCUACUCGCAUUAUUUCUGAAUUACCAAUCAUAGGGAGCAACCCCCAUCAUUCCUACUUGCCCUCUCUCUUCAUAGUCCUUGGACAUUUAUACGAAUUUUUCACUAUAACUUACUUAAUAUCUAUUAAUUAAUACAGAAAAAAAAAAUCAUAACUACACGAGUAACUAUCUCAAUAUUUAGAAUAACAAGCAGUGUUUCAUACUAUUAUAUAAUACUAUAUGUUUAUAACAAUCUAUC